Messenger RNA from Lytechinus pictus (painted urchin), 5672 nucleotides. RefSeq lists its product as uncharacterized. The record is from RefSeq and is a predicted model, not a curated record. The coding region runs from base 1 to 711 and encodes 236 amino acids. Lineage: Eukaryota; Metazoa; Echinodermata; Echinoidea; Temnopleuroida; Toxopneustidae. The transcript has 11 exons.
AUGGGUUUAGGAGUGACUAGACCUACUCCAUUGGAAGAAUCGGUGGUCUUAAAGGGGGAAGCCACUCACUGGAGAUUGCCAACAGGUGCACCACUUACACCAACCAAUACAUCAGAAGGGGGGCCGCCUGAUGGUAUUCCUCAAGAUGGGGGCCUUUCAGUUGGAGCCAUAGCAGGUAUUGCAGUUGGAGCUAUCAUUGCCAUCGCAGUCAUCAUCGUUCUGAUCGUCGUAUUUGUUGUGAAACCAGAUUGCAUCGGAGGAUCGGGUUCUCGGGUUUCUUCUUGCCCUAAUCCUGACAGGCCACCAAAGACCACAAGUCAUAAACACAGCACCAGUGCAGUAGGGUCUAGCAAUGGCAACGAGAAGAACGAUGUUGAAGCACCUUUAAACGGUGUGAAUGAGGUUAUCACUCAGGAGAAGAUCAAACCUGAAGCAGCUCCCAGAGGACAUAGUUCAAUCAAACACACCACUGAUAACCCAGAUCAAGCUGAGUAUGCUAUGGUAGACAGAAGACAGGGAGGUAGAGGUGAUACCACUGACGCAAGAGGAAACGGAGCAGGCCAGAGAGGGGCUACAAACGCCGGAUAUCAGAACGAGCAACCAGGCAUGCACUAUGCCGAUUUAGACCUUACAUCGGGCGCUGGUCAUUCAGAUAGAGUGGUUCCUAAAAACGAGGACGGCGUUGUCGUCUAUUCAUCCAUCCUGGUGUGAUCAAGAUUUCUAGAAACUCUGUAUAUAAUCAUCGAGUGGUACUAAAACAUAUAUCCUCCAUUGUCAUUGAUCUAACGUCAUGUGAAGAGCUGGAAUGAUUUCAUCCUAGAAGUCUCAACAUCAGUCGAGACUUGCCGGAGACCUUAACCAUACUUGAAAUGACCAACGCCGGAACAGAUUAAGGCAUUUGGGAAGCAACAAAAAAUUAAACAACGGCCUACCAAAUCCGACUGGAAACACCAGUAUUUAUUCCAGCCAUAACAAAUUAGAAUUUCUUGAAGUUCUAGCUUUGAGGAGGUCGCCGCCUGUCUACUGAAACCAAUAAAAAUAAAUUCCAUCUCCAAUUUGCUGUUUUUGAGAUUCAAGAAUAUCAAGACUUCCUGAGAAGUAACUUGAUUUGAUCGGGAAAUCUGACCUGAGAGAGGUGUUUCACAAAGAUUUUUUAAGUUUUACUAAAAGUCGCACUUAAAUUUGCAGUUGCGUGCGGUAUCAAUCUCAUCACCGCACCAUGCUCAGGUAUCGUGUGCUACUGCAUAUCAAACAAUGACUUCAAGGCCCAGUCUUGCAAAGAGUGACGAUUGAUCCAAUCAAUCUCAACUUUAUGGAUAUCCAUCCAUACCAUAAUUUUUCUGCAGGAAAUUUGCAGUCUCCUUGGUAAACAAAGAACAUCGCACUGAAUCUUCAAGAGAAUGAUGAAAGUACGUAUGAUUACACAUCAUAUCUAGAAAAUAUUCUGAACAAAUUUGCAUUUUAGAUGUAGACAUUGGUGGCCAUCCAUAGUUGUGGUUGAUCGGAUCAAUCGCAACUCUUUGUUAGAUGGGGCCCAGGUCAAACGUAGCUCUUAGUGAAAUAGUCUCUCAGGAUUCCAAUCUUUCUACUUAAUGCAUGAUGGAGCAGGGAGGAAAGGAACUGUCAAAUUCCAUCACAUAAUUUUGUUGUCAACAAAGUUUGACUUUUUUUCUCAACUAUUUACAUGUACCUACUUUCGAUUUUAUCCGUUUUCACAGUGUUCUAAUGGUGUCGUCGGACUCCAAGAGUGACCAACAUCUGUAAUGUAAUAUAUAGUUAUUCGGAGUUAUGCUGUAUAGGCUUAUUCAAGGUUAAUGAUUUUAGCUGCGAGCAUGAUGUGUGGAAAAUUGAACAUAUGGAUAAGGUAUCAUAGAGCUGAUUUAAGUUGCGUUUGCUCUGAAUUUCACCAGAUAUUUUAUGUAAUGUGAUUUGAUUCAGCACUUUGAAAAAUGCACUGCGAUUUAAAAAGGCAAGUAUUUAUUAUGUAAACGUGCUUUCAUGUUAUAACCACUAUUCGAGCAUCAUAUUGGCAAUUUAUGUAGAACAAUGUUAAUGACAGACUGCUAAAUGUAAAUAAGUUGAUGUUUUUGCACAAUUUCCAAAGCGCAAUUUUUUCCUAUGAAGGGGGAUUUAUUCAAAUUUUGCUGCCUGUUUCAAAUUUCUUGCUUGCAUUAAGAGGUAUUUAUGUGAUUUAUAAAUAAGCUCACCUGAUAAUUUUUUUUUUUGGUAAAUUUGUUCAUGUUUGCGAAUGCUGGCCAUUCUAACCUUUUGUUAACUCUUUCUUGGGGGCAAACUUUUGAGCAUUUUAAUCAAAUCUGCACUCUCAAAAGCCACUAAGCCCUUAUCACAACAAACAAACUUGUUCUCACAGAUUCUAGAAUUCUAUGAGAAAUUUGCUGUCAGCCAAUUAACUGAUACCAUUUCAGGAGCUUAUAACAAUAGCUUGUCUGUUACAAUCGAUAACAAGUUCUGUGCAACAAGACCCACUACAUUAUUACAAUUCUGCAAAAUAGUUCUUUAGUCAUGUUUAUGUUAUUAAAGUUUUUGAUUUCUGACUUGUGCAGUUAUUACAUAAUAUGAACCGAAUUCUCCAACAACAGCAUAGCAUUCAUUUAUUACAGAGAGCUAUAACAAUUAAAGCACAAGUUGCGAUCUAAUCCAAGCUAUUUUAGUGUUUUAUUGAAUUAGAUCUUAAUUGCAUAUAAGAGCCAACAGCAUAUCAAUACUUGUCUAGCAAUUUCAUUGAAAAUUUGUGUUGCAUCUUGCGUUGGGGGUAGUCGGGCCGUCUGCUUGCAUUCUACCCAGUAAUUUGUACAGUAUGCUUUGUAUAAUCCGAAACUGCCACAGAAUUAUUCAUAUUUCUAAGGAAAAAAUAAAAGGAAAAUGCAUAUUAACUGCUUUUGUAGAACAAGAAGAAGAAAAGAAAACUUCUGUUUUAGAAUGAUUUUCAGAGCAAAAAUGAAUGUGAUGUAUAUUUGUGUUUGCAAAAUUUCCUCACAGCGCAUAAAAGAUUACAGAAAUAAAGUCCAAUAAUCAAUAAAAGAAUUUGAAGAUUUCUACCAGGUAGGGAGAUGGUGAUUGGUCACAAAUGGUUUGAAAUAAAUUACUUAAUGUCGUCUUGAAAUAUUUGCUGUGCCUUACAAAUAAUGUGUUUUGUGUUUUAAGGGUUAUUACAUUCCAUUUGAAGUGACAUUUACACUUAAACAUUGAAAAGCGCCAUCUUAUGUUGGGAUUCAGGAAGAGUGUGCACUGAUGUUGACCCAUAAUGCAACAUUAUACCCUGUUCUAAAUUAUUAUACAUUGCCUAGCAAUUUUCAAAGUGAAAAAAUAACAAGAUUAUCUCAACCCAUCGGCAAUCAGUACCAAUUUUUUUAAGGGCUAUAGAAAUUGUGCAGAAUAAAUGAAAAUAAAGGGGGGAAAGGGAAAUAUGAAAUGCUUAUAAUUAAUAGUGAUCACUAAAAUUAUUGAAUAUAUUGACAACAUUUUGAAAACUGCAAAUUCGAUAAUUUUCAAUUUAUUCUGAUGCAAAAACUUUAGAUGUUAAAAAAAUCACAAAUGUAAGGAAAUACUGUUGCCAAUUUAAAGAUUAAAAACAUAAUUGAAUAACACUUCAAAAAGUUCAUUGACCCCGACAUACACAUAUAAAAAAAGUUCAUUGACCCUGAUGGAUCAACACAAGUGCACUCUCCAUCCAAUUCUCGCAUUAAGAGCCGUUAUUCAGUGUGUUGAGUGAAGAUCCAUUUGAAUAGAAAUUCUGUAAAAAUUCUGCCAAAGACGAUAAUGUGCCCAUCUUCAACGUGAUAUGGCAUUGAUGAUGAAAUAAAAUGAAAUCAAAAGGAGAAGUUGACAAUCAUGAUCAACUCUUAUCAUCGGAUUGCUUUCAAAUUUUCUACUAUUUUUUUUGCAUGAAACUGCAGCAAACUAAUCUGCUUUGAGUAAUCGUUCUUUUUUCUGCUCCCUCAGCUUCUAGCGUCUUGUAGAAAAAAUAUUGAAAAAGAUUGUUAAAAAAAAGGUUAGCUUGUUUAUUGUACAGUAUCAAUCAGAAAGUACUUUAGCCAGUUGACUUAUGUAAUUUUUCUUUUUGAUUGCAUUUAUCAUGUUUAAGAUUGUACAUUUUUGGAUAUCCAUUUAUAUUUGUGAAUAUUGUAAUUAACAUUGAAGAUGUAUUAACUGUGUAAGUUGUAUCCAUUUCGUCUAUAAAUAUUGUUAUCUAUUCCUUGUUUUUUGAUACUGUAGAAUGUAUGGUUGAAGCAGUUACUUCGGCCAACCAAAUGGGUGCAAAAUGCCAUAUGUAAAUAUUUUUUUCUUCUUAAAAUUGGUAAGAAAAGAUUGCUUUUCCAUGCUGAUUAUUUUCUUUUACGAAACAGCAUUGUGAAGAUGUUAUAUUUUUCAGGAAUUGUAUUGAAACUGAAGUGGAGUUUGUUUUCACGUUUUGAACUUACAAACAAUUUUUGUUGGAAACUCGCUGUAAGUUUAGACCAAGGUCAGAGUUAGAAUUUCUCAAUGUGAUAUUGAGAGGCAUGUCUAGAUGCGUGAAGUUAUUUGUAGAUGGAUUUUCAGAUAGUUUCCUUGGUUUAUAAUAAAAAUGUUAACUCUUCAACAAAAUUACACAUUUAACUCAUCUUACAUUUUAGGACCUUGGAGUUAUAUUUAUAUGUUUGUUAAAGGGAAAUAAUCUUCCUUAUAAUCAGACAUAGAAUUUUCAAAUUUUUUAUCUUGUUGUUAUCUAGAUUUCGUAUUAAAUCUAGAUGAUGUUUAUUAUAUAUUAUUAUUCUAGUUGUUACCUACUAAUGUACUUAUCUAAUAAUCAAUAUUUUCUGUAAAAAUUCUGUUACUCCUCACAAAUGUCUUAGUGCGCACCUUUUAUAGAGACAGAGAUUUUCCGUUUUACCGGUAAAUAAAACAGAAAUUCUGUAAAUAAAACAGAAAUUCUGUUUGAUUCUUAUACUUUUCAUGUAAAAAUUAAUGGAAUUCACCUUAGCAAAACGGAAUUCACGUUUUUGCUGUGUACAUUUUCAGCGACAAAACAAAAUUUCCAUUUUUAGAUCAAGUUGAAACGGAAAAUACAAUUUUUUUUUAAACGGAAAAUCACUGUCUCUACUUUUAUUAAACUUGAGUGGCAUACUGCUUGAGCUGAAAGAAUGCAGUUUCCGAGAAAAUCAUUGUUUUCAAUUUAUUUUCAAGUUAUUAAAGUCAGUGAUCUAUUAUUGCUAUGGCGACUUUCAUGGAAUAUGAUUGCACAGAUUAUGAACGGAGACCUUCUCAAGUACCUUUUUAUUCAUAAUUAGCUUUUAAAUAAGAAUAUCAAACUUUUGUUGCUAUGUUUCUACUAGUCUACUCAGAAUGUAUUUUGAAAGAGCAUGUUUGUUUUGCAACCAUUUAUUGCAUCCAUAUUUUUUGCAAAGUAAGAAAUAUCUAAAAGGUUUCAGGACUUUCAGAGAAUAAAUGUAAUAGCAGUUGCCUAUCAAUUAUUUCACUUAUAAAGCAAUUUGUUAAUCUUUGAAUGGUGCCCAAUUACUUCUUGGUGAUGAUUGAAUCUAUUCCUGACAUGAUUUGAACUGUAGAAGUGAUGAUGCACCCAUCUUUUAUUUAAAAUGGUUCACAAUGUUUUGUUUUUGUAGAUAUAAGGUAUGAUUUCAAUAAAGUGAUAAUGUACAUUAAUGAACAAAUUA